AUGUCGGAUCCAUCCAAGUACACCAUCGGUUGGAUAUGUGCUCUCACCGUGGAAUAUGUCGCGGCGCAAGUCUUCCUCGACGAAACCCACGAACCGCCUGUAGCCAUAUCUGCCCAUGAUAACAACAACUACACGCUUGGCCGAAUGGGCAAACACAACAUCGUCGUUGCAGUAUUACCUGACGGUGAAUACGGUCUCUCCUCCGCGGCCGCAGUCGCACGAGAUUUGCUACACUCCUUCCCCAACGUCCGCAUUGGUCUUCUGGUUGGCGUUUGCGGUGGUGCGCCGACUCCCCAGAAUGACAUUCGUCUAGGCGAUGUCGUAGUCAGCUCUCCUCGCAACGGUGAAGGCGGUGUCCUGCAGUACGAUUUCGGCAAGUCAAUCCAAAGUCAAGAAUUUACAUUGACUGGCUACCUUAAUAAGCCGCCUGCGGUUCUUCUAGCAGCUGUGAGCGGAUUGAGGGCCGAAUUUGAACAGAAUGGAACCAAUUUUGACCAUAUUAUCGAUGCUGCUCUCGCAAACAAGACACGGUUAAGGAGAAAAUAUAGCCGACCUUCUCCCUUAAAGGACAGGCUGUUUCAUAGCCAUGUUAUCUUUGAUGCAAGCGGUUCGCCGGCGAAAGCAAGCCCAGAACAGUUGGUUCCACGAUUGAAGCGUUCUGAAGAUGACGACAAUCCAGCCAUCCACUAUGGAUUGAUUGCGUCCGCCAAUAACCUGAUGAAGGAUGCAGUUAUUCGAGACAAGUUUGCAUCAGAUAAAAAGGUUCUGUGCUUCGAAAUGGAGGCUGCCGGGCUAAUGAACCACUUCCCAUGUCUCGUCAUCCGAGGAAUCUGUGACUAUUCAGACUCGCACAAAAAUGAUGACUGGCAAGGAUACGCAGCAAUGACGGCAGCUGCAUACGCAAAAGCUUUAGUGUGCAAGAUACAUCGAACCAGACUAGAGAAUGAGAAAAAAGCUACAGAAAUCGAUCGCAUUCUCGAAAGCAUGAAUCAGCAAGUUAAUGAGAUAAGAGACCAUAUCGACUUGAGCAAAAUCAACGAAUUAUCAAUUGCUGAAGGCACUGAGUAUGACGCUCAUCAAAAUCAGCAUGAGCCUAAUUGUCAUCCAGAAACCAGGGUAGAGCUCCUUAAAGAGAUCCUCCUCUGGGCCCAGGACUCGACCGACCGACGGAUUUACUGGCUGAGCGGAAUGGCUGGCACUGGAAAAUCCACGAUCGCUCGGACAAUUGCUAAGAGUUUGGAUGACAAGAAACAGCUUGGAGGCUCGUUCUUCUUCAAAAGAGGAGAGUUUGAUCGAAGCCGAGCAUCCCUUCUCUUUAGCACAAUCGCACGGCAACUCGUUCGGCAUCGUCCAGUAAUGCUACCAUUCGUGGUGAAUGCCAUGAAAAAGACAGACAAUAUCUGCUCGAAGAGCAUGAUGGAACAGUUUCGCACACUUAUUCUCAGCCCCCUCAAGGAAAUCGAAGACAAAUUUCAAGAGAUGACAACGUCAGUACUUGUUCUGGACGCAUUAGAUGAAUGCUCGGCUGAAAAGGAUAUCGACACUUUUGUUCCCUUGCUUUCUACAUUGGCCAAAUCCGAAAAAUAUAAGAUCAAGGUCUUCGUCACAAGUAGACCAGAGAUUGCUGUCCGCCAUGCUUUCAAUCACAUCAGCAAAUUGCAUCGAGAGAUCAGGCUGCAUCAAGUGGCACAAGAAACAAUAUUUCACGACAUCAGAGUCUUCCUCAGGGAUGAGUUAGCAAUGAUAAAAGAUAAAUGGAACAACAGCCACCUAGACCGUCCUUCUCAACAACUUACCGCGAGUUGGCCUGAGGAUGAGAAACUGGAGAUUCUAGUCCAGACCGCAGUCCCGCUAUUCAUCUUUGCUGCAACUGCUUCUCGUUUCAUCCAGGAUCACCAUUUUAGCAGCCCUGAUGAACAACUAACAACAUUUCUCCAAGCGGCGAGAAUGAGUGGCGUCAAUGACAAACUCAGCGCCACCUAUCUACCCGCCCUGUUGCAAUUCAAAGCCAACAGAACUGGACUAGAGAGAGACCGCCUACUGGGAAAUUUUCGAAGAAUCGUUGGUACAAUCAUCCUUCUCGAAGUUUCAUUACCAAGCAACUCAAUCGCCACCUUGAUAAACAUGGACGCGGAAAAGGUUGAUCGCAUGUCAAAUCUCUUAAGUUCAGUGCUUGAUAUUCCCGUCGACCCCGGUUCACCUGUCAGGCUCUUCCACCUCUCUUUUCGUGAUUUCCUCCUUAGUCCAGCAGCAGGAGACUUCAAGAUGAACUACAAGGAUACACACCGACGAAUUGCACUAGGAUGCUUGCGCUUGCUUUCGACAACAGAGGCCUUGCGAUACAAUAUGUGCUCCUUGCAUCCAGGCGAUAAACGAUCACGCUUAGACAAACAGACAAUAGAGGUGCAAUUUCCGCCUCAUGUAAAAUACUCUUGUCUUCACUGGGUUCACCACGUAGAACAGGCCGGAAUGUCUCUUAAAGACGAUGAUAAGGUUCAUCAAUUUCUUCAAAGUCACCUCCUCCACUGGUUGGAGGCUCUCAGCAUUCUAGGGGAGACUACAAGAGCGAUUGACAUGCCUCGCAAAUUGUUGAAACUGACAAAAUCUAACCAGCAUAACCUUCAUGAUUUCCUCGUGGAUGUGAUGAGCUUCGUUCCACAUCAUCACCCAAUCUUCAUGGAUAUCCCUCUUCACGUGUAUUGGGGGGCAUUGAUGUUUUCUCCUAGCAAAAGCAUCAUCAGGAAAAGGUUCAUUGGCAGCGCGCCAAUCUCUAUAGCUUUCCAGCAGCCACACAACCCGUGCUGGUCUCCUUUAGUACGCAUAUGUCGAUCGACUCACUGGGCUCCACUCACGUCUGUGGGUAUCUCUUCAGAUAUGAGCCUGAUAGCUGGAGGCUUUAAAGAUGGGCACCGUGAAGUAUGGGAGACAUCCACCGGGCUGAAUAAAAGUAUAGGUAAGGCCAGGUGUAAGGCCAGGUGUAAGGCCAGGUGUAAGGCCAGGUGGUGGGAGAGGAUAUUUUCAAUCAAAAUUUCAAGAGACCUUGCAAGUAUUGUGUCAGUUUCCCGGUACACUAUAGAGGUCCACAACGCGAGUACGGGUAAGAUUGUAUGGGCGGCAACACGAGAAACAUGGCCCAAGUAUUUUUUACACAUUGACAUAUCCCAGGAUUCUACAAUGAUUGCGUCAGCGCAUGCUGAUACAACUGUAGAUAUAUGGGAUAUAAACACAGGCAGGAUCAUUCGGUCCAUGUCUUGUAGUGAAGACAAUGAGUCGACACUGACCGCAGGGUUUGUGAGCUUUUCCUCAGAAUCCAGAUCAGUAGCAGGAUCAUUCGGGCGACACUGCUGCAUUUGGUCUGUGGACACGGGCCAAUGCAUACGAAAGCUAAAGAGCGAUAUGGACGUUGUAUGCCCGUUGUUGCUCUUCGAAAAUAUCCUAGCAAUGGCGAACCCUGAUGGAAAGGUUCAGAUACUGAACUUGGAGACGGGGCAGCAGAGGUUCAUAUGUACUUCUGGGAAAUUUGCCCAAGGGCAGACGGCUAUAUCCUGCGAUGCCAAGCUAGUAGCAUUUGCACAGCCCCCUGGAGAGCCAACAUUCAUCUCCGUGUGGUCUCUAGAAACUGGGAGACAUUAUCAGACAUUCAAAAUUGCAUCAAAUGCCCCAAACUCGUUCGACGAUUCGGAUUGGGCCUUUCGCGCGAAAAACGCCUCUUAUGCAGGGUCUGAGCCUGACAUCGACCAGAUACCGAUCUACGAAAAAAAAAGUCCACCAGGUUCGUCCUUGGUCUUUUCACAAGACGGAUAUUCCUUGGUAUAUAUUGCAGGUCAUAGCAUACAUGUCUGGUCUCUUGCUAUCUUUGACCAGCUUCCUGUUAUAUCUGAAGACGAAGCCAACGAAGUUCCUCAACUUGCAAAUGCAUUUGAUUGCUCUGUUCAGACGUUGAAGGAGGAACAAGUAUUGGUGUCAACACACGUGGACAACAAGAUCAGGUUAUGGUCUUUGGUGACAGGGAAACUCGUUAGUGUGCUCCAAGAUUUUCAAAGGCCGGAAAAAAUUGCAGUGUCUCCGAACAUGAGACAUAUAUUUACCUUAAAUUUUGACGGGCACUGCCAUAUUUGGACAAUGUCUGGAGUUCGUGAUCCUUUCUCAUACGACCCUCUGUCGAUUAGGGAAUGGGAAAAGCUAAGACGCAAGACAUACAACGCAGACUUUUCCGCCACCUUUUCCGCGGAUUCAAAAUUCAUUGCUGUAUGCUCCCAAGACGACUUCAGCCUUUGGACGGUAAGUGGGCGAAGAAUGUUUCGGGAUUCAUGUUUUCGGGACGGUCCUUUCGCCAUAUCAGCGGAUUGCAAUACGGUAGUUUACGUCGACAAGGAUCCAGAACUAGGCCUGCCAUGGAAAAGGAUAAAGGUAUUAUCAAUCGAAACAAAUGAGCUUGCCUGCUUGAAGUCAUCGACUUGCGGUUUCUCCGCCCUAGCCAUUUCUCCCGACUCAAUGCACAUAGCUUCGUUCGAAAUCAGUGAAGGGUCGUCUACCUAUUCUAGAUCGAUUUGGUCCCGAGUUAGAAGAAAAGUCUUUCAUCACAAACGUCUUUCUAACGAUACAACAUAUCCUUCGGCGAUGGAGUUCUCUUCUGAUUCGAGGAAACUAGCGAUAGCGACCGUAGGCGGCGGUUCUGUGGAAAUAUGGUUCGUUUCCACAGGACAGUGCAUCUACAGAUCGCGAGUACCAUUCUCGGUGCCUGUGAUUUCAUUCUCCCGAGAACUCUCGUUUCUCUAUACAAGAUUUGGAAAACUUAAGAUCGGAAAACAAAACAUCCCGCAGCAAAGGAACCACCAGCCUAGCAGCUCUGCAUCAGGUCGUUCGGCUUCUAAAGACAUAUCCAGCAAGUGCCAAAAUUUGAGCUGGAGCGGGUAUGGAUUUGAUAAAGAAAGAUGUUGGAUUACUUGGAACGGAGCUAACACCAUUUUACUACCUGCCGAGUUGAGUGUCGGGCGAUACCGACGCUCGGAAUAUCCCCUUGUGGCUGUAGGAGAUACAUUUGUUAGCUGGAUCACUGAGUCUGGUACGCUUUGUAUGAUCGGGUUUUCGCCAAAGACAGUACCUCCGAUUUAA
Molecule: messenger RNA, 5115 nt
Organism: Colletotrichum truncatum
Lineage: Eukaryota; Fungi; Ascomycota; Sordariomycetes; Glomerellales; Glomerellaceae
Product: pfs domain-containing protein
Biological process (GO): nucleoside metabolic process
Molecular function (GO): catalytic activity; protein binding
Source: RefSeq, a predicted model, not a curated record